GCAUGAGAUAGGGGUUCGCAUUGCUGCGCACGCGCUUACGAAUUGUCAUCAGUGGAUCGCUAUAAUCACCGACCAAUGUCGUCGUCAUUGGUUCAGUCAACCGUCAACGGACGACACCAACUAAUCCCAAGUUUAAUCCGUUCGUAUAAAUAGUUGAUUACAAAAUGCUGUCGUCCACUUCUUUGUUGUGCUUCCUAUUUCUAGCGCUGCCAAGCAGUUCCACCGGCUUAGCGACUAAACUGGAUUUGAUCCAUCAAGAACUGGCAUCGGUCAAUCCGGCGUGGAAUCGAGUUUUGAAUUUCAUCUUGGAAUCGAAUCAGCUAAACACCAACAAAUAUCUAGGCCAGCAAAAUAAUGACGACGAUGACAAUCAACAGUGCUGCUUGACGGACCGUUCGGGCUGGUGGUGUCGUCGACGAAGACAUCGCUACGUGCCGAUUAAACAGUCGACGAUUUAUGCUAGCAACGCGAUUGAAAAUGAGGGUCAUUUGCAUCCGCUUAGUCAUGUCAUUGGUGACAAUCUUCCUCCCGAUCAACUGGGCCAUCGAUCGGCAAGACCCGCUGAACUCUACGAGGCCACCGAUUGGAAUUGUCUGUCGAACAGGACGGCGGAAGUUGGAUUCUCGAUUCCCGACGAGGUUGCCUCGCUAUCAACAGCCAGACAUCACGUGGAUUUGCCGGCCAUUUUUUCCGUUCUUAUCAAUUUCGGACGCAAUGAAUACUAUCAAUUCUUGUUGAGCAUGCUCGAUUAUCUGGAAGAAGAUCACGGAUGUCCGGAAGGAUUCGUUUGGGAUCCUUUCGCAUCCGCUUGCCGUCGGGUUUAUUGCGGCCCUAUGGCAGUGGACGGAUUCCUGAAAGAUGCCUGCGCCAACACCACAAACGGGACGGAUUCUGGCUGGCGUAUGACUUACGUCAUGGAACUGAACGUGAUCCAAAUGACGCUUUACAUCGACGCCAUCUACGAUGCGCACAACAUCAGUGACGACGCUUUAAUUGCCAUCAUUCAACAAUCGUUCACGUCCGUUUUUUCGUCUUUCGUCGGCAUUAGCCCUGAACGCAUCACUAACCUUCACGUCCGCUUUCUCAACGAGUCGAGCAGAGAAAUUUCAGGGUUACGAUCCUUGUCCCUUGAUUUCUGGUUGAGUCAAGCGGAGGAAGGAUCAGGUGAACCGACAAUAGAUAGCGUCGUAUCCUUGAUGGGCAGUUUGAUUGUCCAGGAUCGUUUGAUCGUCAUCAUUGACGGUGUAGUUGUCCAGCUGAUCGGUCUUCACGAACAGCCCGUAUCAUCGGAAGAGGACAGUUUCGCCAACUGGUGCAGAGGCGGCGUAACGGCCAUUUAUCACAACGAUGAGUUCCUCAUCGAUGUCAACAACACUGAAACUAAUCAGACUGAAUUGAUCGUGUACAUCAAAGCGACCGAUCAAUGGUACUCUUCUGGAGAAUACAUGGCUGAUUUGUUUUUCUACGGUUCGACGGAUACGGAUUUAACGAGUAUAUCAGGAUCUGUUGCAGUCUGCGAGAAUCGAAGUGUUUUGUUAGACACGUCGUGCAACGUUGUCCAUUUAAACGAAACCGAAUUUAUCUUCCUGGACAACAAUACGGUCUUGUAUAAUGGAACCAUUCCUUUCAUCGAUCCCGUUCUACAACCGGGAGAAUACGAAAGUCUACCCGACGGCGGAUUGGCUGUUUGCCUCUACAUCGAACAGGACUGGCCAAUGGCUUUGAUAAUCGAAUCUUACCUGACACUUUGCUUGAUGACCAUAUCGAUUGUGGCAAUGUCAGCUACCAACAUCACUUACAUACUCUUCCCCGAACUGAGAAAUUUAGCCGGAUUGGCCGUGAUGAAUCUAUGCCUCAUGACAUCCGGAUUCCAGUUGUGUGUCAUGAUCGGCAUGUCCAUUUCGGUUCAUUCCGAAUACGAAUUAUGCGUAGCCGCUUCCAUUAUCGCUCACUACGAAGGAUUGGCUUCCAUCUUCUGGACUAAUGUCAUGGCUAUCGAUCUCUACCUGACCCUGGGCAGAUGGAGCGCAGUUCCCAGGAAGCCUUCCAAAAUUCUUCCGCGUUACGCUCUCUAUGCUUACGGACUUCCGUUAGUAAUUGUAUCCAUCGCGGUGGCUAUCAAUUUUUGCAACUGCACUGGCCAAUUCAGCGUGGACUACGGCCGGCUCUUUUGCUGGAUCAGCAAUCCAACAGCCAAUAUGAUCUUUUUCGGUUGUCCGCUGGCCUUGGCUUUACUGGCCAACAUCUUCCUGUUCAUAAGAACGGUGGCCAUCAUCCAGAGUUCAUCAGCCUGUCAUCAAUGUUCCAGGCGUGAGAAGGCCCUGUGCCAGCUGAAAUUGUACGCCCGCAUGUCGACCGUUAUGGGUUUCACGUGGAUCUUCGCCUUCAUUUCGGCCUUUUUCGAUCCGUCUUCUGCAGCCGGCAUGAUCUUCACCUUCACUUACAUCGUCCUCAACGCCAUGGGAGGUCUGUUUAUUUUCGUGGCUUUUACGUGUAACCGUCGCGUCUAUCAGCUCUACAGCGUCUGGUGGGCCAGAAGACGCCAUCAGUGGAUGCGACAAUCCAGCACCACGGCAGACAGCGUCAGUAGGUCCCCGGCAAGCAACAAGAAAACUGUUCCGUCUGCGGAGCAACGACGCAACAACCGUCAAACCAAGACCAUUUCCAUCGAGACGCUCGUUUCCAACUCGGACGUUGCGGAACGAACGGCUAGUCAACGUGAAACUUCGCUUCACAUGUAAAAAAAUUUUUUUUUUGAAAAAUAUUCUAGUUGAUUGCAGCAUAACAUAUCAGCACGAAAUAUACAGACAGUCCUUUUUUUUAA
Molecule: messenger RNA, 2824 nt
Organism: Daphnia magna
Lineage: Eukaryota; Metazoa; Arthropoda; Branchiopoda; Diplostraca; Daphniidae
Exons: 5
Coding region: 165-2741 (858 amino acids)
Biological process (GO): G protein-coupled receptor signaling pathway; cell surface receptor signaling pathway
Cellular component (GO): membrane
Molecular function (GO): G protein-coupled receptor activity
Source: RefSeq, a predicted model, not a curated record